AUGGCGCCUUUACUGCUGGAUCGGCUGCCUAGCUUGACGAGCCCUCUGGGCAUCGUCUUGGUGGUUUUGGUGACCGUUUUCGUGCUCUACUCUGUCGAGAAUCUCAUCCAUGUACCGUACCCUCCGGGGAUUCCGCUAAUUCGUGAACCUGAGGGUACUCGUCGGUUUAGUCUGCGGACGAGGUAUGCCUACCUCACGGAUUGUCAGGCGCUCUUCCGCGAGGCAUAUCACGACUACAUUAAAAAGGGAAAACCUGUUGUCAUUCCAGGCUUCGGUUUCCGAAAAGAAGUCAUCCUCCCCCAAAGCUCCAUGAAAUGGGUCCUCUCCCAACCCGACGAAGUCCUCAACGUCACCAAAGCCUUUGCAGAGGUAAACCAGGUCAGAUGGAGUCUCGGGCACGAAAAGAUCGCCGUCGAUGCGUGGCAGGGCAUGCUCGUCAAGAGCGAUUUGAACCGCGUGCUGGAGAAUAUUGUCAACGCCAUGAACAAUGAGCUCAAGACUGUGUUUGAUGAGCAGUUUGGGAAGGAUACUGAGAAUUGGAGGGAGAUUGAUCUUAGGUCGACGAUUCAGAUUAUUGUUGCGCAGGCUGCUAGCCGGUUUACUGUUGGACUGCCGUUGUGCCGCAACAAAGAUUACCUCAAGACAUCUCUCAAGAUUAACGACCUUCUUAUUUUAAAUGCUGGUCUCACUGGAGGCUUGCCUCUUGUCUUGCAGCCCAUCGUCGGCACCCUUCUCAGCAUCCCAACAGGCAUACAAUUCCGCAAACUUAAGAAGUGGUUCGUUCCUCUCUGGAAGGGACGCAUGGAAGCCGACCCAAGUGUUCCCGAGCCCCAGGAUCAUCUACAGAUGAUGCUUCGAUAUGGCCAGCGCGAACGCCCAGAUGAGAUCAACGACAUGGAUGUUAUGACCGGGCGUCUGAUUGCUCAUAACUUUGGUUCAAUGCAUCAGACACAGAUCCAAGUCACCAACCUGAUUCUCAACGUGCUUGGUUCUGACGCCGAGUUCAACACCAUCGCCGUCUUGCGCGAUGAGAUCGACCGUAUCCUCGGUCCUGAUGAGGACGCUCAAUGGACGAAGGCUCUUGUUAACCAGAUGACCCGUGCCGAUAGUCUUUGCCGUGAGACUCUCCGCCUGGGUGCUUUCGGAGGAAGAGCCAACUUUCGCAAGGUCAUGACGUCUGAUUUCACGACCGAAGAUGGCAUCCCACUUCCCAAGGGUCUUAUGAUUUCGUUCCUCGGUCAGCCAGCCCAGACGGACGAGGAAACCAUGGAAGACCCCCUCAAGUUCGACCCUUUCCGCUUCUCCCGCAUGCGCGAACUUGCUGUCAGCCGUGAUGAAAAGGUGCCUCUUGUGAGCAUGGUGUCAACGUCGCCCGAGUUUCUCCCCUUCGGACAUGGAAAACACGCUUGCCCUGGUCGGUUCUUGAUUGAUUUCGAGCUCAAGAUGAUUCUUGCGUAUAUGUUAAGGAAUUAUGAUAUUGCGUUCCCGAAAGAGUAUGAGGGCAAGAGGCCGCCGAAUGUCUGGAUGGCUGAGGCCGUGUUACCGCCAGAGGGCGUUAGGAUCAGGAUCAGAAGAAGGACGAGGCAGCCUAGUAAUUAG
Molecule: messenger RNA, 1599 nt
Organism: Fusarium keratoplasticum
Lineage: Eukaryota; Fungi; Ascomycota; Sordariomycetes; Hypocreales; Nectriaceae
Exons: 3
Coding region: 1-1599 (532 amino acids)
Molecular function (GO): iron ion binding; heme binding; monooxygenase activity
Source: RefSeq, a predicted model, not a curated record